AUGUCUGCCACUUUAUCAGCUUAUAGAAAUGCAUUAAGAGCAACUAAAGUUGUAUUUCGUCAUGAUCUUCCCAUUCUCACAGCUGCCAGAACUCAAAUCAAAGAAAACAUAAGGAAUAAUUCCAACUUGAAGGAUACUACUGAAAUAGAAGAAGCAGUUAAGAAAUUAAAUGAUGUUAGUAAAUUCUUAAUUUCAAAUAUUGUACAAGGAGAAAAACAAGAUGAUGGUAAAUAUUUCUUGAAUUUCCAUGAAAAGACUGAAUUAGGUGAUAAUGAAUCUAUUAAACAAGGUAAAAAGAAUUUAGGAAGUUUAGCUGGGAAAAAGGGAAGUUCGAUUAGAUCAUGUAAAGAUUAG
Candida tropicalis MYA-3404 is the source of this 354-nucleotide messenger RNA. RefSeq lists its product as uncharacterized. The record is from RefSeq and is a predicted model, not a curated record. Gene Ontology annotation, biological process: mitochondrial respiratory chain complex III assembly. Lineage: Eukaryota; Fungi; Ascomycota; Pichiomycetes; Serinales; Debaryomycetaceae. Bases 1 to 354 code for a protein of 117 amino acids. The transcript has a single exon.